Messenger RNA from Glarea lozoyensis ATCC 20868, 1149 nucleotides. RefSeq lists its product as uncharacterized. The transcript is spliced from 2 exons. NCBI's taxonomy places the organism in Eukaryota, Fungi, Ascomycota, Leotiomycetes, Helotiales, Helotiaceae. Bases 1 to 1149 code for a protein of 382 amino acids. The record is from RefSeq and is a predicted model, not a curated record.
AUGCCUCAAAUCAUACGCGGUACACGAUCUCAUUCCGAUUCGGGCUCACCCCCUGCGCCUCAAAGUCCUCCCGGCAGGAUAACAUUCGAAAAUCUUCGCAGACCGUCUUCUAAAAGCAUACCACCAGCCGAUCGAGACCACAAUGGCGUUUACUACGAUAGUCGAGCCGCAAGUCAACGAGAAUAUAAUCGACGCGCCAGCACGCUUCAAUCGUAUUACCUCGAACAUCCGGAGCUUCUCCCACAAAUUCCCUUCACUUUUCGACAUGGCUUCAAGAGAUGGAGACUUGGCGGAUAUAUUGCAUUGAUGGUAUUCGAUGCGUGCAUCGUUCCAAUUCUGCUAUAUUAUGCCCUGACAUUUGGAGGAAAUGUUGAAGGAUACAUUACAUUUGCAGUCAUCACAGCGAUAUGGGGUGGCCCAACAUACAUUGAGUUCGCAGUUCGAUCAUUCCGGCUGGUUAUCAUCAAGCAGGCACGAUUCUUUAAGCCUCUAGGGACCGAUAAACGAUGGGCCUUCGAUAUUACCAAUUGGAUCCUCGUCUUAGUGAUCGCUGUCGUCACCGCGCUUCUCAUUGUUGGCGCAGCACCUCACGAUGUCUUCCUUAGAGUUCUUUCCAUGCCAGGGCCUGCGAUUCUUUACUGUCUGGCGGGGCCAGUUUUUCUGCUCAGCCUUUACCACCAUUUUGGCUGGAAAGCGCCUUUCAGAAUUAGCUCCACUCCAAAAGGGGAGCCGGUCUGGCCGGGGGUAUAUUACAUUGUUGAAGAUGUUGUUGCUGUCAAUGCACGAGGAGGCCGGCCUUUCCGGGAAGGUAUGGCUUCACGAUACAAAGCAAGUCCGAUAUUCCGGAAAAUGAUGAGAGAUCUAUCUUGGUUUUGGUCCAUUGGUGGACUUAUCAUGGCCGUCGCUUGCACUGUUGUGGUUGUCAUCAACCCCGUCCCAGAAGAAGUUGCUUAUGGAAUUGGCUGGGGUGUUCCAUUCCUCUGGGCAGGCGUGUGGGGAGCAAUCACUAUACCCUGGGUGCGAUCCGUCAUGCGCCACGAGAGAAACACCUGGGAACAAGAAUCGGAUAUGAUGAAAUCUACCAUGAUGCCGACACCAACUGAAGAAAAUAUUUUAGCAGGCGAUACGACUGCAGAGAACAGAGUAUGA